AUGAGACUAAGCCAUCGUCUUUCAAAAAUUUUAGAUGUAUGGAUUAAUGGUUUAGAACAAGAUUAUCAUGGUUAUUGUUCAAAAAUAAUUCUAUCUUUUUCUGAUUCAUAUCAAUAUGGUAAUAAUCUAUUAUUACAUGGUAUCCAUCGUGUUAUUGGAACAAUUUUACGACGAACUAUUGAACACUAUCAUGCAAAUAAAUUUUUACUUUAUCAAGGUAUUUUACAUCCAAAUCGAUCAAAUGAUAGUUCAACACAUGUUUGUUGA
Messenger RNA from Rotaria sp. Silwood2, 267 nucleotides. The record is from the annotation of a GenBank genome assembly. NCBI's taxonomy places the organism in Eukaryota, Metazoa, Rotifera, Eurotatoria, Philodinida, Philodinidae.